Molecule: messenger RNA, 6754 nt
Organism: Grammomys surdaster
Lineage: Eukaryota; Metazoa; Chordata; Mammalia; Rodentia; Muridae
Gene: Ap1g1
Product: adaptor related protein complex 1 subunit gamma 1
Exons: 23
Coding region: 259-2727 (822 amino acids)
Biological process (GO): Golgi to vacuole transport; intracellular protein transport; receptor-mediated endocytosis
Cellular component (GO): AP-1 adaptor complex; Golgi apparatus; membrane coat
Molecular function (GO): clathrin-cargo adaptor activity
Source: RefSeq, a predicted model, not a curated record
CUCGGGUCAUCCGAGGUGGAAAUCAGCACAGGUUGCAGUUGGAGGGACGCGGAGUGGACGAGGAGAGGGAGCCGAGGAGCGGUGUCUUCUCGAGAAGCGCGAGAAGUGAGUUAGAAACUCCCUCCUCGCCUGGGAUCCCUCCGCCUGCAGUUGCGGUGGUGAGGCCGAGGGAGCCGCCAUUUUGGAUGUUCGGUUCCUGCUGCCACUGCCGCCGCCGCCCCCGAAGCUGCUGGUUUCAUUCGAGGUUUCGGGCCGAGGAUGCCAGCCCCCAUCAGACUGCGGGAGCUGAUCCGGACCAUCCGGACAGCCCGAACCCAAGCUGAGGAACGAGAAAUGAUUCAGAAAGAAUGUGCUGCAAUCCGGUCAUCAUUUAGAGAAGAAGACAAUACAUACCGGUGUCGGAAUGUGGCAAAGUUACUAUAUAUGCACAUGCUGGGCUACCCUGCUCACUUUGGACAGUUGGAGUGCCUCAAGCUAAUCGCCUCACAAAAAUUCACAGACAAACGCAUUGGCUAUUUAGGAGCAAUGCUGUUAUUAGAUGAAAGACAAGAUGUGCAUCUUCUCAUGACCAAUUGUAUCAAGAAUGAUCUUAAUCAUAGCACGCAGUUUGUGCAGGGGCUAGCACUUUGUACCCUCGGCUGCAUGGGCUCCUCAGAGAUGUGCAGAGAUCUUGCAGGAGAGGUAGAGAAGCUUCUGAAAACCUCCAACUCUUACUUAAGGAAAAAGGUAACUUUGUGUGAUCAUGAGCAGUUCCUCACUGACUUUUAUACUAAUAACUGGCACAUGGACUCAUGUCUUUGUACUCGUGCCUUUGUGUCCAGAUGUGUCCUUCACACGUCUGUAGUCCUCCUCACAGAGAUGUGUGAACGGAGCCCAGACAUGCUCGCACAUUUCAGAAAGCUUGUGCCCCAGUUAGUUCGUAUUCUAAAGAACCUCAUCAUGUCCGGAUACUCCCCAGAACAUGAUGUUUCUGGUAUCAGUGAUCCCUUUUUGCAGGUACGAAUUUUGCGGUUAUUAAGAAUUUUAGGACGGAAUGAUGAUGAUUCAAGCGAAGCUAUGAAUGAUAUAUUAGCACAGGUUGCCACUAAUACAGAGACUAGUAAAAAUGUAGGAAAUGCUAUUCUAUAUGAAACGGUUUUGACUAUCAUGGAUAUUAAAUCAGAGAGUGGAUUGCGAGUUCUAGCCAUAAAUAUUCUUGGUCGAUUCUUACUGAACAAUGACAAAAAUAUUAGAUAUGUUGCUCUGACAUCUCUGUUGAAGACUGUGCAGACAGAUCAUAAUGCUGUACAGAGACACAGAAGCACAAUUGUGGACUGUCUAAAAGAUCUGGAUGUCUCUAUAAAAAGACGUGCAAUGGAAUUGAGUUUUGCCCUGGUGAAUGGGAAUAAUAUCCGAGGCAUGAUGAAGGAGUUACUUUAUUUUCUGGAUUCCUGUGAGCCAGAAUUUAAAGCCGAUUGUGCAUCUGGAAUCUUCCUUGCUGCAGAAAAGUACGCACCUUCCAAACGGUGGCAUAUAGAUACAAUUAUGCGUGUCUUGACAACGGCAGGAAGUUACGUUCGUGAUGAUGCCGUUCCCAACUUGAUUCAGUUAAUAACCAACAGUGUGGAGAUGCACGCUUACACCGUCCAGCGCCUGUACAAGGCAAUUCUCGGUGAUUAUUCUCAACAACCCUUGGUACAAGUGGCUGCGUGGUGUAUAGGUGAAUAUGGAGAUCUUCUUGUGUCUGGCCAGUGUGAAGAGGAAGAGCCUAUUCAGGUGACAGAAGAUGAAGUGCUGGAUAUUUUAGAAAGUGUCCUGAUCUCUAAUAUGUCCACCUCUGUGACAAGAGGUUAUGCUCUCACUGCCAUUAUGAAGCUGUCUACUCGAUUCACCUGUACUGUAAACCGGAUUAAGAAAGUGGUUUCCAUCUACGGGAGCAGCAUCGAUGUAGAGCUCCAGCAGAGGGCAGUAGAGUACAACGCACUCUUUAAGAAGUAUGACCACAUGAGGUCUGCCCUACUUGAGAGAAUGCCUGUCAUGGAAAAAGUGACCACAAAUGGCCCUUCUGAGAUUGUGCAGACAAAUGGAGAGACAGAACCAGCUCCACUAGAGACUAAACCACCACCCUCUGGGCCACAACCCACCAGCCAGGCCAAUGAUCUGUUGGAUUUGUUGGGAGGAAAUGACAUAACACCUGUCAUUCCAACUGCACCGACAAGCAAACCAGCAUCUGCUGGUGGAGAACUUCUUGACUUGCUGGGAGACAUCACCCUUACAGGUGCUCCAGCUGCUGCUCCUACCCCUGCCUCAGUGCCACAGAUAUCCCAGCCCCCCUUCUUGUUGGAUGGGCUUUCGUCACAGCCUCUCUUCAAUGACAUCGCUCCAGGCAUCCCCUCCAUCACAGCGUACAGUAAGAACGGCUUGAAGAUAGAAUUCACCUUUGAACGGUCAAACACCAACCCCAGUGUAACAGUGAUAACGAUACAGGCCUCUAACAGCACAGAGCUAGACAUGACGGACUUUGUUUUCCAGGCUGCAGUACCAAAGACAUUCCAGCUGCAGCUCCUGUCUCCUAGCAGCAGCGUUGUCCCAGCAUUUAAUACAGGGACCAUCACACAAGUCAUUAAAGUUCUGAACCCACAGAAGCAACAGCUGCGAAUGCGGAUCAAGCUCACAUAUAAUCACAAGGGCUCAGCAAUGCAAGAUCUAGCAGAAGUGAACAAUUUCCCCCCUCAGUCCUGGCAAUGAGGGUGCAGCACCAUUCUCAUUCUUACCCCACUCAAUCAAAGGAAUUCUGGGAAGGAGGUUGUGAUUGCUGGCAAGUCCCCCCAACUGUACCAUGGGCGCGAGGAGCUGAGAGAACUGUUGAGGAGGGUUUUCCUCAAGUUACUGCUGACCUUGAAGCAUCAGUAAAGACUAAUGUCCUCUCCUCCGCUGUUGAGGUUGGCUGCUUCUCGAGGCUACUUUGCACUCUUCCUCCUCUUCUCCCUUUUCUGCACUUCACCCCUCCCACAUUUGCAGCCAGAAUCAACAUUCUCUGGGCCACUGAGGCAACCAGCAGCUGGCCUGGAGGAGAGGACUGGAAUUCACGGCAAGAAAACACUCACUCGGUCUCUGCAGCAAAGAGUGGCCCCUACUUUCUACUGUUGUAUCUCUGUGGACUGGGCAAGGUGGGGUGUUUAUUCCUCACUAGCUGGUUACCAUCAUAAGGCGCUUUUGACGUCAGGCAUUUGGAAUGGAAUUGUAACAAUGGACAUAAGGGAGCCCUGCCCUUUUCUGCUGGUUCUCCCAAUGUUUGAAAGAGGUGUUAGGCUCCUGGAGCCUUUUCUGUGCAUUGCUGUAUACACACAGACACACAUGUAUGUAUGUUUGUUAUAUUAAAAAAAGCUGGUUAGAGCUUGAGAGGUUGUUUGUAAACACUGGACAGAUACAGUUCAAAGAGCUUUUGUGGAGAUUUGGCAUGAAGGAUAUGGUGCUCUAUUUGUAAUAGAAACUUCCAAGGCUCUUCCAGCUCCCCUUUCUCUCCAUUCUUUAGCUGUAGUCAUGAGUUCUCUCUCCAUGAUUUUCAAGAUCAAUUUCCAUUAAAUUGCAAAGUGGACACUUUCUAAAAGACACAUGAAUAGUUAUCAGUGAUCCUAUUCCCCCCCACAGUCUCUCUCCCAAGCCUGUCACUUGCCUGUUUGAGCUGUGGUAAGUGGGUCAAAAGAAGAGUUCAGUCUUAAGGAGCAGACCCCGUCACAAAACACCAUGGCCCAUAGGAAGAGCAGUACUAAACUCAAAUCUGGAGCACACUGGAGUCGGCUUAUCCAUUGCUCCAAUCCUCCCUUUUAAUUUCCUGAGCCUGGCUUGGACCUUGGCAUUCCGUUUGAAUUCCUUCUUCUAACUGGAACAUUUCUGUUGUAUCUGUAACACUGGCACUGAAAUAAAGACCACACGGUUAAAGAAGUCGUUCCUACAUUGUACUUUAUGGUGUUGAGAUGAAGCCUUGUAGCUUCCUUGCCCCCUGUGUGAGAGAGAGCAAGUCUAUGGUCACCAUAGGGUAGGAAUAUCCUUUCCUGACUAGGAGAAAUUGGUCUCUUAAGAAACCAAUCUCACGAACAUUUGCAUUAAAGGUUUGAGCUUUUUAAACAGUAAGAGUGCCGAGUGUUUUUUAGAAAAGAUCCCGAUGUUACCAAAUCUUUGUGUUGACUUGCUGGAAGGAGGUGAAGGUGAUUGUCUGUGGUACACGUUGAAUGUACUAUGUAUGUUCAGGUAUUCAGGCAUCAUGUCCAGUUUACUGCAGGAGAAAAAAAAGCGGGGGUGGGGGGGUCCUCCUUGCUUGUAAAGCGUUUGCAGUUGUUACUGUAUUAUGCAGUAAAGUAACACUUUGGCUUCAGUUGAUACAAAUCUCCUUUUCUCCCUGCUCCAUUUCACCACGCCUUUACUUAAAAUCUUCAGUGUCUUGUUGAAGCUAGCUCUGUAUCAGACGCUAGACGACUCCUAACAGCGACAAACUGGAGUUGAACUAAAGGCUCCAAAAGGGAAAGCUUCUGGUCUUAAUAGUCUUUCAAGAGCAAGAUUUACUGAAACGUACUUGACUGGGUAAAUGGACAGCUGAGUUACAAACAGGAUAGUUCUCCUGUAUUCAGCAAAACAGGUGUGGACAAGUGCAGACUUUUAGACAGCCGCUCUGUGCAGUGAAAGCCUUUAGGAUUUCCUGCAGACAGAUUUCAUUGGAUGGAUAUUUAAUGCUGUGAAACGUGAUAGGAUUAAUGCUGUAUUGGUGGAUUUCUUGAAUAGAAUUUGUCUUAACAUUCCUUUUUGUGUGGAGGCUUUAUUUUCUCCCUUACAUUUGUAGCUAACCAGCUCAGGUUUUUGGUUGAUUUUUGUUGUUGUUGUUGAAUUGAGUUGAAUCUGAAGAAAUCUGCUCAAGACCAAGUGCUAGCCGAUGGAGCUGGAAAGAUCUCCUCUGCUGACAGAGCAUCUGCCUGGGUGAUGAGUUUUGAGGUAGCAUUUACGAUCCAUCGUCCAUGGCUUUAUCGAGAAGGAAUCAAAAUAUCAUGGCCUUAACACAAAGGGUGCUGUGUAGAUACAGAUUUCAUUUGGGAGACGACCUGAGCACCAUACUGACGGACUAGCAGCCAAAUACCUGCCUAGGAUGCUGAUGGUUGUGAAGACGGUCCCAAGUGAUUGGAUCUUUGAAAGCUUCAGCGUGCCUUCUUAGUUUCUAGGAUCAGCAUUAGUUCUCUUCUCACUUGGCCUUGCAGCUUAAAGGAGAAAUCUCUGCGUUUCUGUGACUACUCACGCAUUUCAGUCAUUCCUUUUCCACAUGUAGCCGUUCAAGAGGAAACAGAUUUGGAUGCAUUUGACAACCUCAGAGCCAUUGUGAAGAGAGGGAUUUCUGUGACUUUCGAAUAAACCCAAGGUGAUAAGUAGUGAGCCCCACUUACUGACAGUUUUACACGCACUCGUACCUCAUUAGCGUCGCCUUCUUUGAGGAGUAGUUUUUAUGUCAUCCCUCUUUCCCAUCCCAGAGUCAUCCUAAGGGAGAAUUCCUCUAAGUAAUCUCAGACAACUGUAGAUGUUUCUCCCACAAUGCUUUGGUGCUGUUACCUUGAGAUGGUUUAGGAAGUCAUGGAAGUUUUCUCCUGCGUAUGUCAUCAUCUGUUAAACUUCGAGGUCUUUUUUCAUUUAAAGCAACAUUCCUCAGUGUAACAGUACAGGUAUUCCUUGCUUAGUUACUGGUGUGGUUCUUAACCUUUGUGUGUCUCCCUCAUAUAUGAAAAUAGACUUUUAAAACUGUCCAGCACUAAUAGUUUGAAAAUUUCCAUCUCCUAUAUAACAUGCUUUCCAUUUCUAUGUCCUUUUAGAAAAUAUUGGAAGUUAGGAAUUACCCCUUUUGUGGUUCAACUUUAUUUUCUUCUACAUUGGAAAAUAUUUCACCCGUGAGAACUUGGGGAAGGAGGAGUUUGAAUGUGUAUUUUUUUUUCCUACUGAAUGUAUUUUAACUACGGUGUCCUAAACUGAGAGAGAACAACAACAACAAAAAAUGCAUACUCACAAACUUUGUGGUUGGGAGGGCUGUAUAUGCUGGAGUAUUUGUCAGUCUGGGUGUGGGGGAAGAGAGAAUUGCACAGGAAGUUCUGAAGUUUAAAAUACUUCUGACCAGUUUUGGCUCUGGAGGGUGGGGCUGUUUGUGGAACUGAAAGUGAAAACCCUUUUCAAGCAAUAGCAGUGAGUGGGUCCCAUGGACAAGGUUCCAUUCCCAGAUCCUGGAACUCUUUAAACAGAAGAAAAUGCUGAAGCGGCUGGAAGCAGCUUGAGCAGUUGCUUCUUGAUCCUGGCUUCAAGACAGAGCAUUGGAGACUUUUUUCCCCUUAAGAACCUGCAUUUGCGCUUUGUGUGUUUUGUUUUUAUUCUUAUUUGGGGACCUCAUGGGAGAGGGCUUCUGCACUCCUUCCUUUGUGAACCCCACUGUGUUCCUGUAUCGUCCUUCUCCUUUUACUAUGUUGUAAGUUACGUUUUCAUUAGGCCCCAUCACAUCUUCUUUACUGUAAAAUUAUUAAAAGGCUGUUUCCAAGUGGGGCAGCUAAUGAAGUUCUAAUUAUUGCAGACAUAUUUUUGAGAUGUAAAAAAAUUUAAAGUGAAAUGAUAAGUCUUGAAGGCGAGUGAGGAAUAAAACGGAUGUAAACAUUUACAUGGGAUGCAUUCGGAUUCUGCUGUGUGUAUUGUCUUUUGGUUGAAACAAAUUAUGAACAGUGACUAAUAAUAAAAAGUCAAUACUCAAUGAUUUCAA